AUGGACGUUAUCAGGAACCCCCCUUCCGCGAACACCAUCAUGCGGCACCCAUCUGCCGAAGAUCUUGAUGCCGCACACCAGCUCGUAUCCUCUGCUCGCGGAGGGAGGGACCACAUACCUGAUUAUGCUGGUUCGGGAACCAUGGCGAGGUCAGAAGGUAGCGAGAUCGAACGUGCUCCCAGUGCAGGCAGCGCAGGGAGAGAGCAGCAAAUGUUGACCGCUCCCAGCGAUGACAAUUUAUCUGAUGCCCAGCGCCAAUCUCCAAAACCACAGGGCAAAAAUCAAAUCUUUCUGGGUAAUUCUUGCGUAAACUGUGGAACUAAAAGAACGCCGCUCUGGCGCAGAGCACCCAACGGAUCGACGAUAUGCAACGCCUGUGGUCUUUAUUUAAAAGCCCGAAAUACUGAUCGCCCUACGAACCGAAACCGUGCUCCCGCUACCGCUACCAACGGACCCAACUCUCAACUCAACGCCAACUCCAGAACCAGUUCGUCUCCAGCUGCAGAAGGGUGCCCUGGUAGACAAUCUCUAGUCUCAAGUGAUGGGAAAGAAUCAGCUGGAACAUGCCCUGGUGGUGGAAAUUGCAAUGGCACAGGAGGUGCUGUCGGCUGCGAUGGCUGCCCCGCCUACAACAAUCGUGUAUACAAAUCCACCAUACGUCCCGCCGUAAGACACGUUUCGAGGACGCCUUCGCAGAUUGCUGGCCAAGCAGGAAACAUAAACCAACAAACGAGCGACCCAGCGGAGGCGCCCGGACAAGAUCCUGGCCUGCCCACUGCCUGCCAGAAUUGCGGCACCACAAUCACUCCCUUAUGGAGGCGAGAUGACCAGGGUCAUCCCAUUUGCAAUGCUUGUGGUCUCUAUUCUCGGCUUCAUGGCAGUGCGCGACCAGUCAAUAUGAAAAAGUCGGUUAUCAAACGGAGGAAACGAGUUGUUCCCGCUCUUAGGGAUCGAUCACCAACCGCCGGCUCAUCCCACGAUUCAUCAGUCUCUCCCGAAAUGUCAACCGCCUCUUUAUCAAGUCAGUUUGAAGGAAGCAGGUUCUCACACCCUGAGCAGGCACAUCCGUUUAUCUUGGGGGAACUGUCGCCUCGAAUGCUCGCUGCAUACCAAUCGCAAAACAACACUCCUCCCGCUAUUGAUUUCACUGGGUAUAAUUCAAAAUCUGCGCCCCUUCCCCAUUACGGGCCUCCGCAAACAGAGUAUUUAAGCGUCGAUCGACAGGCACCAAACAAUGUGGCUUCUAAAAAGCGUUCCUUCGAAGAUGCCCAUUUACUCGAUACUUCUUCUAACAACUCUACUCAAUCAUCUUCUGCUCAUCUCCCACCCAUGAAACAUCCAGCACUCUCUUCCGUGUCUCAAUCCGGCCGCUUAAGCUCUAUCUCAUCCCUUCUCAAUCAUGCUGAGCAACCCUACGACCAAUCUCAUAUCGACCCAUCCCUUGGUACAUCUGCUCCGAGAAGACAUCAAGCACCGUCUCCCUACCCUCAAGCGCCAACCUCCUUACCACCAUCCUCGUCAACAAAUAUCGCCCCUGCACCUCCUUUAGGACCUGCAGCAAUCUCGGAAGAAGCGCUCAAAGCAGAACGGCGAGCUCAACUUCAAAGAGAAGCUGAGAAUAUGCGCGAGGCCCUUCGGGCUAAAGAGAGAGAGUUGGCGUCCUUGGAGCCGUAG
Molecule: messenger RNA, 1674 nt
Organism: Ophidiomyces ophidiicola
Lineage: Eukaryota; Fungi; Ascomycota; Eurotiomycetes; Onygenales; Onygenaceae
Gene: SFU1
Product: GATA type transcriptional activator of nitrogen-regulated proteins
Exons: 3
Coding region: 1-1674 (557 amino acids)
Biological process (GO): positive regulation of transcription by RNA polymerase II; negative regulation of transcription by RNA polymerase II
Molecular function (GO): DNA-binding transcription factor activity, RNA polymerase II-specific; zinc ion binding; RNA polymerase II cis-regulatory region sequence-specific DNA binding
Source: RefSeq, a predicted model, not a curated record